GUGCAGAGUGUUCUCCCCUGAGAGUUUUGAGUCUACAGCGAAGGUUGAUCAUGUUGCGCCCGGGAAUCCCGUCAGCCCAACCGCCAAAACUUUAACCAGUAAGAAGUGGUUUGAUAAGAAAUCUGAGCCGAUUUGAACUCGGUGGAAUACUCGGACUGAUGACCGACAUAUCUCAGUAAGAUGUAAGCCACUGAUAAAACAUAGCCAGGUCUUGUUGCAAACUUUCUUUCGUGAAACAGAUCGAAGUGAACGUUGGUGUGAACACGGCGAAAAUGGCCACUGCAUCUGCAAGCCGACUGCGAAUAGUGGCUUCGAAAUCGGGACAGUUGAAGCCCAACAGCUUCACCAAAGGAAACAGAAAGAUGUCAUCUAUCACAGCACCACCAGAAUGCUUGAAGAAACGUUUGAAUUUCCCCUUGAAGCAUCUUUUGGGACCAGGGCCAACAAACGUUUCCCCUCGGGUCCUGGCAGCCAAUGCUUUGCCACUUCUUGGGCAUAUGCACACGGAUUUCUUUGAGAUUCUUGAUGAAACAAAAGCCGGAAUUCAGUAUGUUUUCCAGACCAAGAAUGAAUGGACGUAUGCCAUAUCUGCUGCAGGUCAUGGUGCUAUGGAAGCCGCAUGUUGUAAUCUAUUAGAACCUGGGGAGGUGGCGCUUGUAGGUAUUAAUGGGCUCUGGGGGCAAAGGUUUGCAGAAAUGGCAGACAGAAAUGGUUGUGUGGUUCAAAGAAUGACCAAACCUCAGGGACAUGUGUUUAGUAUGGAUGAAAUAGAACAGGGCUUGAAGGAGCACAAGCCAGCGGCGUUGUUUCUGACCCAGGGGGAAUCAUCAGGGUCCACCUGUCACCCUUUGGAGGGGGUUGGGGAGUUGUGUCACAAACAUAACUGCCUGUUGGUGGUAGACUCAGUCGCAGCCUUGGGUGGAGUCCCUCUCUUCAUGGAUGCUUGGGGUAUUGACUGUCUCUACUCCGGGGCGCAGAAAGUUCUCAGCUCACCCCCUGGGGCUAGUCCAAUCUCCUACAGUGAAAGAGCCAGACAAAAGGUUCUCAACAGAAAAACAAAGCCAAGGUCAUAUUAUUUUGAUGCUAUGGAAUUAGCCAAUUAUUGGGGCUGUGAUGACAAACCAAGGAGAUACCACCACACUGCACCCAUCAGUACAAUAUUUGCUAUCCGAGAAGGCCUGGCCAGAGUAGCUGAGGAGGGAUUAGAAAACAUGUGGGCCAAACAAAGGGAAGUAACUCAGGUGUUGUAUGACGGACUGGAGAGGCUAGGACUGGAGCUGCUGGUCAAAGAUAAGUCAAUUCAGUUGCCAACAGUGACAGGUAUUAAAGUCCCAGAUGAUGUAAACUGGAAAGUUGUGUCUGACUUUGCCAUGAAAGAGUACAAUACUGAGAUUGCUGGUGGUUUAGGUGAUCUGGCAGGAAAAAUCUGGAGGGUGGGACUGAUGGGAUAUAACUGUACCCCAGAUAAUGCAAGGCUGGCCCUGAGAGCCUUGGAGGAGGGACUACAACAUGCCAGAGCUCAGAAAUGAAGCAUCGAAACUAACUGGUGCGAAGGUCAAGGUCAGCCUGUUUAUCAUCCGAAGACGGAUGCACAUGUACUGAAAUGUGAUUCCAACAGUCAUUCAGCAUUUUACUUGUACAUUUACAAGAUGGGAAAAUCUGUACAUCUGCAGAAAAUUUGAGAGGCUUCAUGUCAAUGCACAUGUAGCGCAGAGACUCCACAGAAGAUCUCCAUUACCAGAACAUAUGUAUUGCUUGCUGAGAAAAAUUUUGGGCUAAACUAGCGGAAGAUGUUCUUAUUUUUGGUACCAGCAUCCUCAUUAACAUGAUGGGUGGUAAAGCAUUUUGAAAUUACGUGUAGGUAUGAGUGUCAGAUGUUGUUUAUGUUGAAAAUGGCCCAAAAAUUCAUGCAUGGAAUUAAACAAAACAGACGAAAGCAAAAAAUCAUGCAAUCUCAAUAAAACAAAAUGUCUCAAAUGGAGCAUUUGAUGUUGACGUUUGUGAGUAUUGUACUGUAAUUCUUCAAACUUUUCACAUGUAUGGAGAGUGUUGAAGCAUAUUCUGAUGACAUUAGUCUGUGUGGACUGAUGAAAUUAUACUUGUUUUGAAGCCCUGAAAUUGGCCAAUACAUCCAAUUUAGUUUUGUCUCCAAAAUCGUACUAAAAAUGUACAUAAGCCGCACUGAAAUUUGCUCCUUUUAGGUUAUACUGUUUGGAUUAUGUCACCAAGGUUCACCAUAGUUCUUUCAAUCAACUGAUGAUUGUCCUACUUUACUUCUGUCAUUGUGUGCUGUGUCAUUACAGUACGUAAGUACAGUUGUUAGAGUGUGAAAAAUUAAUCGUGUGUUUAAGUUUAAAUGAUGUGUAUAUGUUGAGACAUUAUCAGAUCAAUGGGCUAUGUAAACUUUUUGAUAACUAUAGUUAUUGCAAAUCCCUAAUUGAUUCAAAUGUAUAAUUUAAUUACUUUUAAAAUUUAUGAAGUGUAAGAAAAUAUUGAUAAAUUAUGCAAAGACCAGUGCUGAUUGGAAACAUAAGUCAUUAGUACAAGCCCCAAAAGAGGGUCAGAGUAACAAGUAUACUAUUACUUAAAAAGUAAAAACUAACAUUUCUUCAAUGCAACAGAAACAAAUGUGAAAUUUAAUAAAAAUUGAAAUUGCAUGCCAAACUGAAGGGUUUCUGCACUUGUUCAAAUAUUGCUUUGUGAUACCUACCCCAGUAUUUUCACAUACCUUUGGAACAUGUUUCAACAUUUUAUCUUAUAAUGAAUGUAUCCCCAUGCAUGCAUAUACAGUCUACACUUAAGUGUAUUUUCGUUAAUAACGUUGUUGUUGUAAACCUCUGUCUUUAUGUACAUGUAUGUGUACCUGUUUGAAGGUAAACUGUGUGUGUCUAAACAUGUGGCAACAUACAAGUGCAAAUCGUAUAUAUCACCUUCUGUGUCAAAGGGCAUCACAUUAACCAAAGGUCAAUAUGUCAUCAGGCAUACUAUAAAUGUAUAAGGCAGAAAAUAUAUUUUUCGCCAUGAACACACCAAAAAAAAUUGAACAGUACUUUAAUAAAGAUGAUAUGGAAAUCAUGUGUUGGUUGCUAUAUCUAAGUUUUAUAUGAUCUAUAAACAUGUAUGUUGUUAAUAAAUGAAGCCUGUGUAAUGUGGUGUCAAAAUGAACAUUUUUUUUUUACAUCUCUGUUACAGUAGUUACUUUGAUUGAAUUUACACAACAAAUGAAAAUUGUGGCUGUCUUUUUGACCAAUGAUUUUACAUUCUUCAUGAUUUUGGAAUGUUUUUGACUUUGACCAGUGUCAAAGUGUAAUUUUUAUUAAUGUGUCCUGCUCAAUUUGUUAAUUACUUCACAGAGUUCACCAAGAUUUACAUUUGCUUACAGUGUAAGCUCAUCUUCUGAUUGGAAAGGUUUACUUUUAAUUUUUCCAAAUGUAUAUGUACAUGUACAAAGUACAUGUAGGCCUUCAUGUUUUCAGAUUGUUGACAUAUCAUUGUAAUGUUGUGAUUACAAACUUUUGCAAGGUUAAUGAAGUGCAGGAUUAUCAGCAUAUGGAAUGCAAGUGUGAUGGCAAAGUUAAUUCUGCUUAAUUUGUCAUAACUGUUAAUAGUCAUACAUGUAUGUAUGCGUGUCAAAUGUCUUUAUAUCUUACAGGUUUUAUUAAUAAAAUGUCACCUUCUAAGAGAGCACUUUGAGCUA
Messenger RNA from Liolophura sinensis, 3697 nucleotides. Its product is annotated as alanine--glyoxylate aminotransferase-like. Gene Ontology annotation, cellular component: peroxisome. Gene Ontology annotation, molecular function: L-serine:pyruvate transaminase activity; L-alanine:glyoxylate transaminase activity. Lineage: Eukaryota; Metazoa; Mollusca; Polyplacophora; Chitonida; Chitonidae. The record is from RefSeq and is a predicted model, not a curated record.